Blepharisma stoltei is the source of this 537-nucleotide messenger RNA. NCBI's taxonomy places the organism in Eukaryota, Ciliophora, Heterotrichea, Heterotrichida, Blepharismidae. The record is from the annotation of a GenBank genome assembly.
AUGGAGCUUAUGCAUUGCUUCGAGCCAGGGUGCAAGAAUGAGGCUGAAUACUCGUGCCCAUGCACCUCUCCUGAAACUCUAUUCUGUGAACUGCAUCGGUUAAAGCAUAUGAAAAUCCCUAACAGAGCUCAUGCUUGCAACUCGAUUUUUGUAGAGCCAUGCCAAGGGACAAAAGAAGAAAUUCUUAAGUUUCUUACAAGAGAAAACUCAAAAAAUAGCAAGCUAAGGGGAAAGAUCCUAGCAUCCUUUAGCAAGCGCUUACUUGAAUCAGAAAAUGAUAUUGAAGAACUCUUAAAAAAUCUUGGAUUCAGGCUCAGCUGAAAUAAGCAAUUAUUUUACAAAAAUUUCUCAAGCUCAAAAAUUAUUAAAAUCAGAGCAAGACCCGAUUUUAGGACUAUUGAGUUUACAACCUGAUGAAGCUAUUGAGAAACUAAAAAAGAUUAUUCCAGCCAAUCAAGAAUGGUCCAAAAGUGCAAAGCUAUUUUGUGUGCUCAGUGAAAAAAUUGAAAAAAUGAUUGAGUGUUUUAUUGGGGAUAA